This is a messenger RNA of Salvia miltiorrhiza (redroot sage), 654 nucleotides long. RefSeq lists its product as uncharacterized. Bases 1 to 654 code for a protein of 217 amino acids. Lineage: Eukaryota; Viridiplantae; Streptophyta; Magnoliopsida; Lamiales; Lamiaceae. The record is from RefSeq and is a predicted model, not a curated record. The transcript is spliced from 2 exons.
AUGAAGCAGGGCAAGGAAUAUUCUGUCACCAAAUCAGACAGCAGACGAAUUUACUUCAAAUGCAAGCAUUUAGAUAAGUGCCCCUUCAAGCUCAGUGCAUCGUCUCAAGAUGGAUCCAUUUGGGGUGUGUAUAAGUUUACCAAUGAGCACUCAUGCGACGGUGAUCUAGGGCGCGUAAAGCGAAUAAAGGCCCCCGCAAAAGUCGUUGCAACAUAUUUAGCACAGAAAAUACAUAACGAUUGUGAGAUCUUGAAGCCGAAGGCCAUCCAGCUGGAGCUGCAACGUGAGUUUGGUGUACAGAUCAAGUAUGAUGUUUCAUUGCGAGCCCGUAAUCGAGCGACUGAGAUGGUUUAUGGUCGACAUGAUCAAUCCUUCGAGAUGCUGCCUAAGUAUUUAUACAAGUUGAGACAAUCCAAUCCCGGUUCGUUGGUGGAGUGGGAAGUUGACCCUGAUGGUCGAUUCAAACACUUAUUUGUUGCUCUUGCAGCUUUGGCUAGUUGUUUCAUAUUCAACUUACGGCUAGUGAUUGUAGUUGACGGCACACACUUGAAGGGCAAGAAUAGGGGUAUUCUAUUUGUUGCAGUGACCAAGGACGGCAAUGAAAGUUUAUUCCCACUCGCGUAUGGUGAUAAACACUCAUUUUGCAUGUUUUGA